Messenger RNA from Numida meleagris (helmeted guineafowl), 5825 nucleotides. RefSeq names its product KIAA1211 like (gene CRACDL). The transcript has 12 exons. NCBI's taxonomy places the organism in Eukaryota, Metazoa, Chordata, Aves, Galliformes, Numididae. The record is from RefSeq and is a predicted model, not a curated record. The coding region runs from base 355 to 3276 and encodes 973 amino acids.
CCUCAGCCCCGGGCGUGGCCGGGCCCGGCGGGGAGGAGCGGGACUGGCGGCCCGCAGGUGUCCGCAGCUUGGCGCCGCGGAUGGGCCAGCGCCGCCCGCGUUACUCUCCGUCACCUCCCGGGCGCUGCCGGCCGCGGGUACCGCUGUCCUGCCGCCGCCGGAGGGCUGCGGCCUCGCUCCUCGCACGGGGCCCAGGAGCAGUGCAGCUGCCAUCCCGUUACCCUGUGUGGUGCUGCCGAGCAGUCUCUGCAAACCUGGGAGCGACUUGUCAGCACGUCCCUGCCUUUUCAGGAGAGGACCCAGCAAAGCUCCCAGAGCAACAUCAGCCUGCGCUAGGAAUUCAGUGACUGUCACAUGAGUUCCUCGAGGACAAUGGACCCUAAGGUGCGAGAGACUGAAGGAUAUGGAGAAGACAACUCAGGAAAGAAAAAAUCAAAAUUCAAAUCAUUCAAAAAGUUUUUUGGUAAAAAGAAAAGGAAAGAAACUUCUUCAGGGAGCAGCAAUCUGAAGCUAUUCCAGUCAACAAGUGAUGUGGCGGCCUCACAUGACAUGCAUGCUAGUUAUGAUUCUGAAGAUGAACACGAGGCCCACAAGGGCAUUAUGGGAAGCAGAGCUUUGUCACAUGACAGCAUUUUCAUCCCUGAAAUUGGGCAAGAGUCUGCAAGGCCAGUAAGAGUAUUUUCUCAAGAAAAUGUUUCUGAUCGAAUUAGAGCUCUACAGAUGAAACUCCAGCCUACCAUGAAACUGGGACCUCCACCUCCGUUUGGGUAUCAUGCAAAGCGGGCAGAUGAUGCUGGGACCAGUUCUGAGGAUGAUGGAUUACCGAGGAGCCCUCCAGAAAUGUCUUUGUUCCAGGAAAUCCUAAGUUCAGGCACAACAAUGAGAUUCUCUGACUCUCACAAGCACCUUAGCUCUUUGAGUUUAGCUGGAACAGGCAGUGAAGAAGAAGAACAGGUUACAUUGGGUCCUCAUUCUAGAUCUCGCUCUACAGAUGGUCAGCUGUACCCCCGGCAUGGAAGUGCUAAAACGAAAGCUUCCCAGGACUCUGACAGUAGCAUUUCACCUGCAGCCAAUUUUGAAACUCCACCUGAGCUGUCCUCUUGCUUAGAUAACUCUGCUGCUAAACACAAGCUUUUAAUAAAGCCCCGGAACCAGAGAUCCAGUAAAAUGAGAAGAUUUUCUCAGAGGACCCAGUCUGAGUCUCUGACUGAUUUGAGCUGUACACCAGAAGAAGAGGAGGAUGAUGAAAAGGAGAUGCAUGCGGACUUGCCAGAUGCUGUAUUCAAAACCAGCGAUCAAGAACUGCCAUGCGGCACAUCUGCAGCGCAGGACGUGGCUUCCUGGCAGAAGCCCAGAAUGCCUGAGGACCUUUCCCCUGCUCUGAGACUGGCAGUGACUCAACCCACUUCUGAGUCUGCUGUUGCACAGGAAGCUUUGCUACCAGAGAAUGAACCAAAGGGCUGCCAGCUAAUGCUGGAUACAUGCGUGAAGUCUGAGUGCUCGCUGCUGUUAGAAGGCAAAGGCUCCACAACUUCUCUGCACUCUGGUCCAGAUGGAGAAGUACAAAAGCCAAAAGAUUCCUCAGGAACACUGGUUCUGUUGUCUGGGGAUGUGAGUAGUGAUGUGUCAACUAGUACUUUAAAGAAGGGAAAUAAGGAGCUUCCUUCUGCGUUUUCAGCACAUGAAAUACCAUCUGAAGAAGAUAUUUCAAUUAGUAAGAAUGGUAGUAUUUGCUUGGGAGGGUUAGUAGAAAACAUACAGAGCAAUGAUCAGGUACCUGUGGAAAUGUCCUGUAACAAAGAGUCAAAGAAAGGGGCUGCUAUAUUGUCAGAGUCUAGCAAGCAGUUUUUCAUAGGUUCUUUCCAGCCCACGGAUUCAUUCCAUGUUUCACAUCCCUCUUCUUCAGCUCAGGUAGGAUCAUAUGCUUCCCAGUCUCUAGAGAAAACAAAGACUGUACAAGAAGCGUCUGCUUCUGAUAAAGAGAACAGUCAGACAGUAGUCCAUAAAGAAGAAAUUUGGGGGAAGAAAAAUGAAAAAGCAGCCAAUGAACUGAAUGCCUUGAGAAAGUUCUCUGUCUCCUCUGCGCGGGAAAGGCCAAGAACCAAAAGCCUACACUUCCCAGAAGGUUCAGUGUGUGAAAAUCCAUUAAAUACCAGGUUCCUGUCCAAUGUGAACGUCUCCUUGAAAAAUGAGAAGUUGAGUGAAGAUUUGCAGAAGGGAUCAGAUCUGGAAGACAGAAGAAGUAGCAACAAAAACCAAGCUUUGCUGCCAGAAUCUGACUCUGAGAACAUGGGCCAGUCUAUGGAAAUUUUGGCAGUCUGUGGUUCUCCAGCUGUCGAUGCAGUUCCGGUGCAAAGUGAUUCUUCUGUGCUAUCUCAGAAUCAGGAAAGCUGUGAAGAUAAAAAUCCUUUUCAAGUAAAACUUAGAUCCACGUCACUGUCCUUGAAAUGUAGAGACCACUUGUCAUCUGAAUCAAAAGGAAUUAAAAGAUACAGUGCAGAAUUUAAUUUAGAAAAUGAGGGAUUGACUUUAUUUCUCAAAGGUGAUAAGGCAGAGAUCAAAAAAACAGCCGAUACAAAUGUUGAUGGUUCUUUAAAUGAAAAGAUCAAAUCCAAAGCAAAGUCCUCUGAACAGCUUAGUAGCAAACCUCCAUUGCCUAAAAAGCCAGUCUUGCAAAACAUAACUGUUCCAAAUAUUAAUGCAAGCAAGGAGAAGCAGGACAAAACUAUUCAUGCUCCUGAAUCCAGAAAUGAAGAUAGAGACGUGCAGAAAAGGCCAAAUCCUAGUAAAGUGCCCGAGAGGAGUGUGUCUUUGGUGAUUGCUGGAGACUCCAGAAGGGAGCCUGACAGUCCCACAGAGCCAGCCUGGAUCACCAUCGCAAGGCAGAAACAGUGGGGCACGCAGCAGGAGCACGAGCUUGAUGGAGAGAAACCUCUCACUCCGGAUGCUAAAUCAGAUACAGAGAAACAGAGCAAAGAGAAGGAAAGAACAGAGGGGUCAGUGAAGCAGCAAUGGAGCAAACCUUCACACUUGGCACCUAAAACCACUUCUGAAGAACAGAGAAAGGAGUCAAAGUCUGAAGCAAAAGAGCCGCCGUCAAGAACUGAUUCACUGUCACAUUUUGUCUCUGUAGCUCAGUCACCAGCACCGGGGGAUAAAGACGAAAUCAGUCACUUUAAGAAAGCCAGGACUGCUGCUCCAGACCAGCCGUCAUGGAUGGAACUUGCCAAAAAGAAAUCUCAAGCUUGGAGUGAUAUGCCCCAGAUUAUAAAAUAGAAUUAAGCAAGUGAAUAAUAUCAUUUAUUAAUAAGUCAGCUACUUAAUUGAACUUCUACAGACCAACUAGGCACAGUGAAGAAUCUCUGAUACAGGAGAAGGCUCUUACUAUACAGCUGCGGAGAAAGCGUGCAAUAGGUGCAGUCGAAAAGUUUACCUUAAGCAAUUGUAGCAAUCAGGAUUGCAAUGGCAGUGGGCUACUUAAAUUAUGCUAAGAGCAUUCUUACACUUUGGAAAACAAAAUUUCUGCCUUAUGUAUUUCCUGUUUUUCCUUCCUUUAAGGACGUUUGCAUCAAAAGAGGAUCUUUGCUAAACUUUGCUGAGUUUCAGUUGUUGCUGUUCUGUUUGAUAUUUUUUUUCCUCUGUUUACAUUUAUAAACUGUGCACUAACAUCCUGGUUCUGUUGAUGUGUGCGACUGGAAUUGCCUGACGCUUCUUAUAUCAAACUGUAGAAGUUUUUAUGAAUAGCUUCCAGCGAGUACUCCACUAAAAUGUGCUGCUUGGGCUCAGUGUUUGCUGAGCUGAACCAAGUGGUCCAGUCUCUGAUUUUAGGUUACAUUUCAUGAGCCACGGCAAAUUUAUGCAUGACCAUGAAUAAAAAUUCCUCAGGUCCUUUUGUGAGCAGCCUUGGUUGUGUGAUAUUUGCUAGAAGAUGAGCAAUAAGGAAACUGGACUGAAGUUGGAAGUUCAUCACUUUUCUGCCUGAAUUUAUCUGGUUGCAACUAUCUUCUCUAUGUUAAAUCAUCAUUCUCAAUCAAGAGCAUAGUGUUAGCAGCAGUGGACAAUUUUGCAAGCUAACAGUAAAUCCAACUGGGGAAUUUCCUGGAAACGUAAUGCCCAGGAAUUAGUGCUAAGGAAACUUAGCAGUGGCUAAGGCAAACAUUUCUCUCUGUGUAUGUUUGUAUGUGUGAAAUAUUGCCUUAACAGUGCACUCCCUAGGUUUAUUUAUGUAUAUAUUUGUGAUUUUGUUUUUCUUUGCUGUAGGACCAGCAGAAGAAAUAGUUAGGUUUUUCAGGUAUUAUAAAAAAGAUUUUAACUCCCUCUGUAGUAAUUUUUUAGCAUACAGCAUUGUUUUAAUAUAUAUUGUUACUGUGCGUAGCAAUCUUGAAAAAAUGGUUUCUGUAUUAAAGGAGUAUAAUACAGAAAAAAAAGGACCAAAUCUGUAUUCUCUAGUUACUGCUGUGUCCCUACCCAUACCCUGUGCAAAGAGGAUGACGUUUUCAGGAAAUGCAGUGAAAAAUGCAGUCUGUCUCCUUGCAGUCCUUGUUUAAAAUGAUUAAAUCUGCUGAAUCGUGACUGAAUUUUUGGAGCAUGACCUGUGCAGCUGCAUGGGGAAGCAUGGGGACCCAUUGGACCAUCUCCUGUUUUGACAGACGGGCACUCAGGAAUACCAGCGAAGCAAGAUGGAGGCCUGCUGGCAAGACCUGUGCAGUCCCAAGGGAAACAGCCACCGGGUGCCUCGCUCCCUGUGUGGUGUUUCAGCUCUGAUCUGGAGACAGGAAGCACCAAAGGUCUAGAUGAUUUCAGGGUGCAGCUCGAUGAACUGGUAGAAGAUGAAACCCAACAGGAGUUGCUCAGUAUGAAAGCCAGGGUCUUGGCGUGGGUUGUUGUCACUGGCCUUGGCCUGUGCUGUUGCCACGGGCCUUGGGAGGUGGCAGUUGGAGGACUCCUCUCCGGCACAGCAUCCUGGAGGACUCCUCUUCGGCACAGCGUCCUGCCACAGGCACCAGCCUUUGUGGAAGAUCCUGGGCUCUCUGGACCUCUCACCUGACGGACUUCUGUUUUCUCACGGCAUCGCUCUGCACACAUUUUUUCAUGCUAAGUCAGAGGGCCCUGAUACUGUCCUGAUGCAGCUGUGCUGUCAACAGGUAUGUAGAUUUGGAGCCUGUGUAUUUUGCUUUGGGCAAAUGGCUUGUUUGUGGCCAAAUACAAACAUACUUUACUUCUCUGUGUGAAAAGUGAUUUAUAGUUAACACUUCAUACCACUGGAAAAGCCUUUCAGAUCUGAUUCGCUUUCCUGAGGAUGUCACUGUGCCUUUCCAGCUGAGAAGCAGUGUGACUGACUUAGGCUGAUCCAUUUUGCUCAGGCAGCUGCAAUAUACAUGGUUGGUAUAGAACUUCUAACACUGACAUAACUUCUAAAAAUUCACCCGUUGUUCAUAACUCAAGCACAUCAGCUCUCACAGUCUGAAUUACAGUCAAGGAACACCAGCAAGAUGGAUUUGAAAACAGAAUCGUUUCCUCGCCCAGAAGUGCUUUGUGAUGGAUCUUUGGCUUUCUGUUCAAGGUGCAAGGUGACACUCUGCAAUCAGUUGUUGUCCCUGGCGGUGAAGUACUGCGUGCAAUGCAAAUGCAGUGUGGGCCGUGCCUCUUUCUGUGCAAAAAACGUAGAUUUGGCGACUUACCCAAUUUACAAGUUGAAUUAUCAUAAUUAACUACCUCUGGAGCUCAGUAACUUGCAGUAAAAAAUUACGACUAAAUGAUUUUUAAUGUACUGCAAACCAUAAUAAAUUUUUAAGGCCAAAAUAGCCCUCCGGCCUUUACUUUGA